Messenger RNA from Mesorhabditis belari, 3651 nucleotides. The record is from the annotation of a GenBank genome assembly. Lineage: Eukaryota; Metazoa; Nematoda; Chromadorea; Rhabditida; Rhabditidae.
AUGUCCGCAAAUCCUGUACUUGAUGAAAUUCGAGCGAAUCGUCUCCGACCGACAAAAAGCGACAAAUCGAAGUCGACAUUGUUGAGGAAAGAUUCAAAAGAAGGAAAUGGAGAGACGACAACGAAAAAGAAGGGAUCGGUGAAGAAGAAGAAAAAGAGUGCGCAGAAUGGGACGGACGAGAACGCAGCUCCAGCCCCUCCCCCACCGCCUCCACCGGCUGCCUGUCCUCCUCCACCGCCAUCCCUCCUCGCUCCACCACAAAAUGGACUCAAGAGAGCCACCUCAAACCCGACCCUCGGCAAGCUGGGCGGAAAAUCUCCCGCUCAAGUCAAUUUGGACGAGUUUCUGCAAUCAGUUAGAGGUGGAGUGAAAUUGCGGAAAACUGUUACCAACGACAAAUCUGGGUUGAUUGUUGACGAUUCGAUGGUAGAGGGCGGGCUGUUCAAGAAAGAGGAACAACCGUCCACCUCUUCAGGUGGCCCUCCUCCACCCCCGCCACCGCCACCGGUUCCCUCGCUAGGCUCUACACCCAGUGGAUCAACGGUGAAACGGGAGCCCAAAGAGGUCAACAACCCGGCCUUGAAGAAGCUAGGUGGAAAAGCGGCGAACGACGUCGACUUGGGCGCCUUUUUGAACUCUAUAAAAGGUGGAAUCAAGCUACGGAAAACGGAAACCGCCGACAAAUCGGGUCUAAUCGUCGACGAUUCAAUGCUACAAGGAGGACUGUUUCAGAAGAAAGAGGGCGCGACUCCGGAAUUUACACUACCGGAUUUCCCGCCCACAUCAAUCGCCGGCCCACCUCCUCCACCCCCACCCGGCCCACCGCCACCACCACCACCGAUGGGCGAUGCACCGCCCCUUCCCCCUCCAACAGCCAUCUCAACUCCACGGGUAAAGAAAGAAGUUGUGAAUCCGAAGCUGAAGAAAUUGGGUGGUAAAACGGCGGCUGAUUUGGAUAUGAAUCAACUGCUGAAUAAUAUUAAAGGUGGGAUCAAAUUGAAAAAAGUGGAGACGAAAGAUCGAUCGGGUUUAAUCGUUGAUGCGACGAUGACAUCCGGGACUCCGUUGGUGAGAAUCGACAAUGAAAAGUUGGCCGCAGCCAAGCCGAAGUUACCCGAUCCUGAAGAGGAAAUUACGGAAGAAGAAGCUGCCGCGCUCCUUGCCGAACUCGACGAGGAACCGAAGCCGAAAGCGAAGAAAGCUGAGCCGAAAAAGAUAGAACCGCCACCUGAGCCGAAAAAGCCCGAUUUCGCGUUUGAUGAGAAGAAUCUGCACGUGACUGCUGAUGAUAUUGCAAAGGAAGUGAAAAAGGGAAUCGCUGGCGGAAUGAAAGCCUUAUGGAAUCAACAAAUGCAACAACCACAAGUGCAACAGUUGCAAACGAAAAUGUUACCGUUGAAGGACCGAUUGCCCGUACAGCGCAAAUUCACCUUGGCUCAAGAGGAGUCUGAAGAGGAUGAAGAAGAGGAAGAAGAGCCGGUUGUCGUGAAGAAAGUCGAGGUGCCGAAAGCUGCAGUGAAAAAGGCUGAACCAAAGAGCAACGAUGCUGUAAAAGAGAUCAAACGAUUGCGGAAUGCAAAGCUGAAGAAAAAGGAACAAUCAAUAGAAAUGCCUGAUUUAUCCGAAGCUGAAGCUGCAGCAUUAUUAGAAGAAUUGGAAGCAGAUGAAGAAGAGAGGAAAAAGGAAAAGAAAGAGAAAAAAGAAAAGAAAGAGAAGGGACAGAAGCUAAUGGCACCCGAGAGACAGAUUCGGGCACACAGUACACCACCGGCACCGCAACAAGACGACGAAAAAGUGGGCUUUGACGAGAAGAGUCUGAUUGUGACAAAGGAGGAUAUUGAAAAGGAGAUCCCAAUCGGUGCAGCUAGAGGCAUGCGUGCGCUAUUCGAUCAAAAUGGAGCCUCUCCCUUCCUCAACAAUCAAGCCUCUGCGCCUGUGCCCAAGAUCAAAUUGCAAUCGACUUUCCUCAAACAGGAAGACGAGCCACCAAAAGAGAAAGAGGUGAAAAAAUCGUUGACGCCGGUUGAGCGAAAGAAAAAUCCGCUGAAGAAACAGGAUUCCGAUUUUGAGAUGCCUGAGCUAUCGGAAAUGGAAGCGGCAAGAUUGUUAGCCGAUUUGGAGAACGAUUCCGAUGAUGAGGACAAAUCGACAGCCGACGCGUGUUACGAUGAGAAGAGUCUGCACAUAUCGAGAGCCGAUUUGGAAAAGGAGAUCCCACAGGGAAAAGCGGCCAACAUCCGAGCGAUGUUCAAUCAAGGACAACAAAGAGCGGCAAGUGCACAACCCGAAUUCACAUCGACGAAACAACCAAAGAGGAUUUUGAGAGACACAUUUGUUAGGCAAGACUCCGGCUCGGAAAUUCCCCUAGAGAGUGAGGCUGAUUUUGUGGGAGAUUUGGGAAAAAUUACAAAAGAGGUUAUCGAAUCUGAGGUGCCACGGGGAACAGCCGCUUCACGGAUCUCGAUGUGGGCCGAGAAAGAAUCCAAAGAUCCACCCAAAGAUACAUUGCCGAUUCGCACCACUGUUGCCCCCGUGAAAACCCCGGAGAUUCAAACGAAUGGGAAAAUCGAGAUGAACAACAAUACAACGCCAAUUUCUGGACUGAUUCCAUCGUCGAACGCCUCGAAAUGGGCUCCAGUGCAAACGUCGGGUUUGGCUCGGCAGAAACAACUUGGUGACUCACAACGAGCCUCCUCGGUUCUCCGGGACACCACUCCGCAGCCGGAAAUUUCCAAAAAACCCGAUGAGCCAAAGGAGAAAAAGGCUGAAAAGGUGGAGAAAGUCGAGGAGAAAUCGGCAAGGAAGAAGUCGCUUAAAAAGAAAAAAUCCGAUGCUACGCCGGCGCCAGUGAGUUUCGCUGUUGAGCCGAAAAAGGACAUUGUUGUAAAGGCAAAGAAAGAAGUUGAACUAAAGAAAAUUGACGAAAAGCCGAAAAUCGAGGUGAAAAACGAGACGAUACCGAAAGUAUUGUCGGCGAAAGCGGAAGCGGCUAGGAAAAAGUUCGAACCGUCGCCCACCAGCGUUCCGAUGAUGUCAUUCGCUGUGGAACCGAAGAAACUCGUCGACAAGAAAAGCGAUACCGAGUCACUAAGAGACGUCUCGGACAGUGGAAAAAAGAAAAUGGAGGGAAUGACAAAGAAAAAUAGUAAAGAUGGGAAAAUCCGGAGACAAGACUCAAAAAGAGGAUCAACGAAGAAGAAGGAGAAACCGACAGCCAAAGUUGCGCCAGCUGUCUCUUCAACAACAACAACAGCGAAAGUCGAAGAAACGAAACCAAUCGUGAAUCCUGUCAGCGACAAGCCAAAAGACACCUCAACAAAGCCAACUGUCUCCACGUCAACGUCGAUCAAAUCAGAUGGAGUACUCAAACCGACGCCUAGACCAUUUUUCAUGAACAAGAGACAAGAUUCGAAAGAGAAAACUGAGAAUCCGGCUUUGGCGAAGAGUGAGGCAACACCGAAAACAACGCUGACGAUAAAAUCGUAUCCUCAAAAUCCACCAAUUUUCAAUUCUGUUUUCCGCUUUAAAACAAACGCAACUUUAAGCGAACUCGUCACAACUAAGCACACAAAAUUCCCCUUUGCUUUUCACCUUUUCAUUUUUCGGGGAGAUUUCAAAUUCUUCGCCACCUUUCGCAUUUCCGCUCUCUUG